Diuraphis noxia (Russian wheat aphid) is the source of this 727-nucleotide messenger RNA. RefSeq lists its product as uncharacterized. NCBI's taxonomy places the organism in Eukaryota, Metazoa, Arthropoda, Insecta, Hemiptera, Aphididae. Gene Ontology annotation, biological process: regulation of transcription by RNA polymerase II. The record is from RefSeq and is a predicted model, not a curated record. Gene Ontology annotation, molecular function: RNA polymerase II cis-regulatory region sequence-specific DNA binding; DNA-binding transcription factor activity, RNA polymerase II-specific.
AAACCCCCGAAGAAGAGGAAAAAACAAGGCAGACAAGUGAGCGCCGCGGCAGCCUCUGCAGCCAGUGACCGCUGUCCGCCUACGACGACCACGACCACGAUAUCGUCGUCGUCUCAGGUCAAGCCAAAGCCGGGUCAGAUACGGAUUACGAGCUGUGCGGAUGGAACCACAAUGUUCGGAUGUCCAGAGUGCCGGGCCGAGUACUUGGACAAGCAUCUGCUGGAGGAACACCUGGGCACACAUGCAACGGAACGGCGGUUCGUGUGCGAUAUCUGCGGUGCAGGGUUGAAGCGMAARGACCACCUGACGAGACACAGACAGAGCCACAGUUCAGAAAGGCCGUAUGCCUGUACGGUGUGUGGUAAAGCGUUCAAGCGUAAGGAGCAACUAACCUUGCACAAGGUGGUGCACACAGGUGAGAAGAGGCAUGCUUGUAUAGAGUGUGGCCGUGCGUUUUACAGGAAAGAUCACUUGAGAAAGCACGCUAGGAGUCAUGCGGCUAGAAGGGAYAAAAGUGGUGGACAGACGUGUUAGAYGAAUAAAUGACGAAAAUGAAAACGAUUUAACCACAAAAAGAUUUGCCAAUUUGUUUAUUAAUUUUCAUCCGUGUACAUAUUACAAUACAAUAUUAUGUAUAUUAUAUUCAACUCUUGCAAAUACUGUCGCUUAUAAACUAAUAUUAAAGUACUAUACGUGAGUGCAUUAUAUAAUGUCAUUGACAUUAUAA